This is a messenger RNA of Pocillopora meandrina, 2550 nucleotides long. The record is from the annotation of a GenBank genome assembly. NCBI's taxonomy places the organism in Eukaryota, Metazoa, Cnidaria, Anthozoa, Scleractinia, Pocilloporidae.
UAUUUACAAAAUGGCGGCGAGCGCGGUAAAGGAAAAUUCAGAAGAUUGUGAUUUAAACACUUUGAAAGCGAGAAAAGGAUCGCUUACUCCCGCAGAAGUAACUGAAUUGUCUUCACUGUCAUCUCAAGAACCCGAGGAAGUAAUACGAUGUUUGGAAGGCCGACAAAAUAUGUAAGCUCUGAUCAUCUGCUUGUGGCUAAUUUUUCUAAGGCUCGCUAGUAGCCGUGUGCGGCUACCGAACAGCUGUUGCAUCGAUCAUGUCGUAAAUCUCGCUGCGAAAAAAGAUUCAUUUUGUUUUGAUGCGUUUCCUUGUAGAUAUGGUCACCGUAACCCAGAAGUAGAGACCCAAAUUUACUCUCUGAAUACUGUAGACGGUGAUGGAGAGUGUAAUUUCAAAACAAGAAAUAUCGCUAGUACUCCAACGCAGCUGACGAACACAACUCCAGGAGCAUUCAGGAAACAACCCUUUAGGUGAACCAUACGAUUAUUUCCAUAGAUUGAUGAUAUUCAUGAAAGGCAAGCCUGAAACUGGGUGAAAGUAGUACUGAACAGAUAUUCCUGAUCCGUUUUCGGACAAGUUGUUUUCUCUCCAAUCAUUGUCCACAGCGGUACGAAAUGAGAGACUUAAUAACUACUAGACACUAGGAAAGGCUAUGUUCCGUAAGAUUGUGUGGAGUCUUUUGGCUUGAUUUCAUUGUUUGCUUACUGUGAGGGUAAUAUAAUAAUUAUGCAAUGUUAACAGUUCAGACUCCUCUGUCUAUUUGCAGAAGCAGCUCUAAGUUAAGGCAACCAUUCAAGUCACCUGUAAGUAGCUAGGAUGCUUUUGUUACCACUUAUGAUUAAAUCAACAUGAACAACUCCUUACUGUACACACCAUACCUUAAUGCCCAGGUUACUGUGACAUUUAAUAAAGAAAUGUAUCGAAUUGUGUGGAGAAUUAAAUUUUUUUUACUUUUUUUUUGGUGAGAACCUUUUUGAUUAGAAAGUUCUGGCUGAGAGUAACCUAAAUUGAAUAACAUACUUAGAAUAUAACCAGGCUGAGAGUCAGUGAAGAAUGUCUUUAUUUUGCUAUUUUUUUGUGAGAAGUUUAGAUAAGAUAAAAAAAAUGUAACACUUUUUUCUAACAGAACAAUUAACUCACAAACUUAGGGGCCUCUUUUAACAUUUACAAUGUGGUUUUCAUAUUGCAUAAUACACUGAAGUACAAGUCAGUAUGUAGCUGAACUUAGUCUGGACACAUCUGAAUUGAUUUUUUGAAAUACUAUACCUUACAACUUUGAGAACACGUGAAGAACAUUUUUAUGCUCCAAGCGCAAGAAAAAAAAGAAUGUUUAGCCUCAGCCUCAAAAUUAGACAUUCAUAUAAAAAAGAUGUACCUUACAUGUACUUUUAAAUUUAUUUAAGGAGUAAAAUACAUGGGGCAAAAGUGAUGAUCAAUGAGAGUUGCACAAACUCAAUAACACCGAGGACCUAGUACCAUAUAUAGCUAAAAUGUUUAUCUAAAAUUGAUCUUUCAGCUUCAAAUGAGACGGCAAACUACAUCUCUUGAAGAUAAAGCAUCUUUGGUUAAAGAGAUUGAAACUUUAAAAGCCAAGUUAGAGAUUCUGGACAAAGAGAUCAAAGACCUCAGUGAAGAGUAAGUGUACCUGAGUUUGUGGGUAGGAUGAAAGAACAAUGAUUGUAGUGUGUAAAGUACCUUCAAAUGCAAGACUCACCAUCAAUUCUUCUUGAGUUGUGCAUAAAUCAAAUUUUACUUUAUUAUGCAAAAUGAAAAUCAACAUACUCAAUCUGUUUUGUCUGUGUGAAAACUGCUUUAGCACCAUGCAUGAAGUUUUGUCAUUAACACACAUAAACCCUGAAGAGCAAUAAAUAUCUAAUAUUUCCCAACAGUAUCACCCCUGAAUCAAACAUUAAAGUUGUAACAAUUAAGGGAAUGAUUACAACUUAAGAAGCUCUUAAUUGUUAAAAAAAAAAAAGAUUCUCCUUAUUGGCACUCUAAGAGAUGUAUGGAGAAUACUAUCCAUGGAGAAUAUGCAUACUGAUGUUAGGGUGCAAAGGGUAAAUCUGAACCCUUUCUUAAAGUGAUUGCCUAUUGAAACUACUUAUUCACGUCAUAUCAGGUACAGUGAAGAAGAGCUUCAGCAGCACAUACAGAUGCUUCAUGAGUACAAUGAAAUUAAAGAUGUGGGGCAACUUCUCCUUGGAAAAUUAGGUAUAAAGAAUUAAUCUGAAUUUCUUCACAUACUGGAUGAUGAGCACACGUGCUCAAGUGCUUUAAUUAGCACUACUCCUCAGUUACAAAUUGUUUGAUGGAGUAAGUAAUAUCAAGUUUGCAAAGUUCUCUCUUUAAGUUAAGAAAACUAAAACUUUUUUCUUAAUUUGUGCUUCCUGAUGCUAACAGUUACAUGUUCGACCCAUUCAGAUAACCAUAUAGACAUUGAAGAGGUCAUUACUAGUGGUUUUUUUUGUUCUCAUUUAUUCACAGCUGAAAUAGAUGGGACAACAACAAGAGCUAAGUAUCAGGAAUUUGGACUGGACACUGAUGACUAG